UUCUCUCCUUCUCUCUUUUCCUCUCUCCCCUUUCAAAGAUAUCGCCUUCCUUAUUCUCCUGAUUUCAUUUUCCUUCCAGAUUCAAUUGUAAAGAUCUCAGCUUUUGUGGGAAUAAUCUAUCAAAAAAAAUUCGAAAAAACCUUGAUGCUUAAUCAGCAGUUCUUGGUGUUUGAGACACAUGUCUCCGAUUAUACUCAGUGAAAUCUUCCUCUCUGGGUUUAUGUUAAACUCUACAAUCAGGCGCAGGACCCAUCUCGUUCAAUCUUUCUCUGUUGUCUUCCUUUACUGGCUUUACUACGUCUCGUGAUUUCUGAAAUUCUCCAAUAUUAAUCUUCCAUAUAUAUAUACGCAUAAUUAAAACCCUAGUUUUUAAAAUAAAGUAAAAAAAAAUCUUUCUUUUGUUUCUUCUUCGUGUUCGUCAUCGAUCUGGGUCCUGUCCUGUUUUUAAGUUCCACUAAAAGAUCUCAUUUUUAAUAUUAUCUCUCUUCUGGUAAAAAAGGCUUCUGUGUUUGUUUGUGUGUCACUGAAUGGAAUCGUCGUCGUCGGGAACAACUUCGUCGACGAUUCAAACAUCGUCGGGAUCGGAGGAGAAUCUCAUGGAACAGAGGAAACGGAAGAGGAUGCUCUCGAACCGUGAAUCAGCGAGGAGAUCGAGGAUGAAGAAACAGAAACUCCUCGACGAUCUAACGGCUCAGGUUAAUCAGCUUAAAAAAGAGAACAGCGAGAUCGUGACAAGUGUCAGCAUCACGACGCAGCACUACCUCACCGUCGAAGCAGAGAACUCUGUUCUCCGAGCUCAGCUCGACGAACUCAGCCACAGGCUCGAAUCUCUCAACGACAUCAUCGAUUUUCUCGACAUCAACACCAACGGGAUUUGUUCAAACCCUCUGACUGGUCCAGAGACUGAUGAUUUCCUCGCGAAUCAGAUGAAUAUGAACAUGUGUUAUAUGAACCAGCCUCUCAUGGCCUCUUCUGAUGCGUUACUGUAUUAGAAAUGUGGACCUCAAGAACCUCGAAAUCACAAAAAUGGUGCCGUUUUUUUGUCUGAUUUUAAGACAUGUCUAGAGAUUAGAGAGAGAGAGAUAUGUAUAAAUGGGUAUGUUGUUUGAUUGUUCCAUUUUCAUUUUUAUUUUUAUUUUGCUUUGUUCGGUCUUUGGCGUUAGGUAUUAAAAGCAUCGUUAUGAGUGUAUUUGUAAUAAAGGCUCUGUUGCCGCAUGAGUACAAAGU
Molecule: messenger RNA, 1227 nt
Organism: Eutrema salsugineum
Lineage: Eukaryota; Viridiplantae; Streptophyta; Magnoliopsida; Brassicales; Brassicaceae
Product: bZIP transcription factor 11
Exons: 1
Coding region: 528-992 (154 amino acids)
Biological process (GO): positive regulation of DNA-templated transcription
Cellular component (GO): nucleus
Molecular function (GO): DNA-binding transcription factor activity; transcription cis-regulatory region binding
Source: RefSeq, a predicted model, not a curated record